AUGUGGGGCUUGAUUCGGAAAGACCUUGGGGAGUUCGUCACCACCCUGAAGGAUGAUGCCGCGGUGACCAUCAAGUCGGCCAUGGCCCUACGUGAGGGAGAAGAAGAAGACUACGAUAGCUCGUACGACGACAGCGAGGACGACGAGGCCGAGGGGGAAAGGAACCGGCAGCCGGUAACGGCGGCCAUCCGCGCCAUCAGGGCGGACAUCAAGACGUACACCGAGGAUGUACCCGAGUCGCAGAGCGAGCGUUUCUCGGCGUUCGUGGCGAAGUUCGACCUUGGCGCCCGAACGAAGGACGUCGCGACGAUCCUCAAGGAGGACACGGUUGUCACCAAGAUCCACACGCAGCUGGUCCCUGAACACCUGACGUACGACGAUUUCUGGACCCGCUACUUCUUCCGCGCGGAGAAGGUGGCCAAGGGCAAGGCCGGCGGCGGCAUGUCGUUCCCGAACGAAGACGAAGACGAGGACGAAGAUUUCGGGUGGGGAGAGGACGAUCAGGACGACGGCAACGACAACAACGCCGACUUCAACGAUCACGGGGCGGACGACGACCUGCCCUCCCCCCCUUCCCGUUCCUCGCCGUCCGCCACCGCCGCCGCACGCGCACCGGCACGCGAUCUCUCUCCGCACGCCGGCGACGGUGCGGCCGGGCCACCAGGAGGUGCGUUGGGGGCGAUGCGCCCGGAUUCGCCGCCGCCAGCUGGUGGUGGUGGUGGUAGGACGGCGGCGGGGGGCGGUGUGAAGACUCUCGCUUCGGCGGCGGCCAUGGCCGAGAUUUCUCGCCUCACCGCGGCGCUGCGGGCGAGCGAGGCGGAGCGGGCGUCCGCCUCCGCGGGCGAGGGCUCGCGCGGCGGGAACGGCGGUGAGGUCGACGAGGUUACCAGGCAAAGGGACGCGGCUGUUGCCGAGGCCGAUCAACUCCGCUCGAGCCUGCGCCAGCUGCAAACCGAGCACCAAGAGACGGUCAACAAAGCUACCGCCGACCUCGACGCCGCGGGGGGCGCGGAGCAAGAACUGCGGCGGCAGCUGGCGGAGGCGGAGGCGGCGGCGGAGGAGGGCCGAGCGCGCGUUGCCGCCGCCGAGAAGGAAGCCCGGGCGCACGCGGCCCCGAGGGCCGCGGCGGGAGAGAGGAAGGAGGCGGUAGCGGGGGCGGGGGUGGCGGAAGAGGCGGCGGCGGUAGCGACGGCCGAGACCGCGGCCGAGGAAUCCUCCGCCGAGCUUUCGAGGCUCAAGAAGGCGUUCCGCGAGGAGCGGGCGGAGCACGAGGCUAUGCUGCUGGCAUCGAGGCAGGCGGCAAACGAAGCGGUGGAGGCUGCCCUGAGCUCGGCCGACGCGGACAGAGAGGAGGCGUGCGCCGAGCUGGAGGCAUCGAUGAAGGCGGAGGCCGAGCGGAAGGACCAGGAGCUCGAGGCCCUCCGGGCGCAGCUGGCCAAGUCGAAGGGUGCUAUGGAAGAGGUGUCGGCCCUCAGGGCCGACGUGGAGGACCUACGCCGGGCGGCGGAGUGCGAGCGAGAGGCCGCCGAGAGGGCCGCUGGCGAGGCCAGGCAGGAGGCGGACGUGGUCAAGCAGCUCAGGGAGGAAAUCCGGGUGCUUCAAGCCGCUGCCGAGCAGCCUCGCGUUUCCGCGGCGGCGGCGGCGGCGGCGGCGGCGGCGGCGAGUGCACGAGGACCGAUGACAGGCGCAGUGUCCCGGCGCGGGAAAAUCGCCGCUCGCACUGACAUCGGCGGCGGCGGCGGCGGCGGAGAGGACACCGACGGGUGGGGGGAGGACGAGGACGACAGCUGCGGGGCCAGCGUCAACACCAGCAGCUCGGGGGUGGUCGUGGACCGUCCCCUGUCGGCAACGUCCCCUUCCGGUGACGGCGGAACUCCGCGAUCCCAGGGCGCCGGCCGCGGGAGCGUCGAGGGUGACGGCGGCGGUGGACGCGCCAGCGGCAUUGCUGGGGGAGGGGCCGAGGCUUCCCUGUCCCCGGGUGGCGGGCGGUCGCGCAGAGAGGGCGGGUGCGGCAGCGGCGAGGGGGAUGGCGAGGAUGGUUGGGAAGGGUGGGAUUAGUCGCCCUUUAUUUGGUGGGGGGGGGAGCGCUACGUGUAUCGAGUCUUUGCCGUAGGUGUUCUUUCCGGGGGAGUUGCGUUUUGCCCGCGGAAAAUGGUUUGAUCGGUCGGUAGUUUCAUGGCUGGGUUUGCUAUUGUGAAAUCAGCAUUGUAAUGACCACAGUUUGCCAGACCGUCGGGGUUGUUUUUUUUGUGCAUAUGGCGCAGUUGUCGGUUACUGCUGUGCCUCAAUACAGUGGUAGAAAUAUUCGUGUAGUGCUGAAAAACACAGCUGUGCUGCCGUUUGUCGUUUGCCAUCUCCCGUCGCCCCCGUUGAGGCCUUCUGUCGCGGUUUGUUUGGCGUGUUUGAUUUUGCGCCCCCCGCCAUGCUGGGUCGGUCUACCCAUUAGUGUGAGGAAAACGUGGCUGAAGAGUAUCCCGGGGGUGCCGCAACAUCAUCCAGGGGUAGUUUAGGAAUUCCACACACGCGCCGGGAUCUCUCUGCUCCAUGUGUCACCCAUUGUGUCAUAUUUCUAGUUAAGAAGCCUUCUCUUUUUUCGUUUCGGCCACCUUCUGUUGGCCGUCCGCCGAUCUACCAUUUGUACAGAAAAAUGGCGUGUCGCGGGGGCCGUCGGCUUCCCCCUCUCUAUUGCUUGCAGCCCCGAGCUUUCGGUACGUGAUGCGAUGUAUGUGUGUGGGCAUGUAUCUGUAUUUUGUUUUGCUGUUUGGUCGCUUUUCAGUCUGUUCGACGCCGGCGAGACAAGGGUUGAUUGUGGUUGUUCGCGUACGUACGGGCUUUUUCUACGGUGGUGGUGGCAAGUGUGCGCCGUAGCAUGCUGGCGGUGAUGGCAGAUGUGCCGUGCGGGUGCGCAUUGUAUUUACCAGCGGCGAAGGGGAUGUGUCGCGUUGUAUGACCUACGGAAAUUGUGCUUGGGAGUUGAGUACAAAAGCGGAAAUUCAACCGUUUUUUUUUUUUUUUCUAGAAAGGUGUACCCCUCUUUGGGAAGUGGGAUUGUGACCACACAAGGCGUCUGUCUGCGUCAGUUGGACCAGUACGGAUAUUGGAAGGUAUAAUGAGCGGAGAUCGG
Messenger RNA from Ectocarpus siliculosus, 3124 nucleotides. The record is from the annotation of a GenBank genome assembly. Lineage: Eukaryota; Phaeophyceae; Ectocarpales; Ectocarpaceae.